Molecule: messenger RNA, 1791 nt
Organism: Stomoxys calcitrans (stable fly)
Lineage: Eukaryota; Metazoa; Arthropoda; Insecta; Diptera; Muscidae
Product: putative nuclease HARBI1
Exons: 4
Coding region: 213-1310 (365 amino acids)
Source: RefSeq, a predicted model, not a curated record
ACCGGAAUUCUGUAAAGUGUUUUAACGAACAUCGUUUCGUUAAAAAGCGAUAGCAGAAAAAUUAACGAAUAUGGUAUUCAGUACCCACUUUUAGCGAUAAUCGACAUCGUUAAAAUCAGCUGUUUUCUUUAACGAAAAGAAAAUCGAGAACUAAACGACGGAAAAUUAUUUGGUGUUUAUUUUAACAAAGCAAAUAAAGAUAAUUAUUUACAAUGGCUUUAGAGUAUUUGGCUCUUGAUUUAUCGCAAACAAUUUUCGAUACGAGUGUUCAACCAAUAAACAGGCGUGCUUUUCGUAAUAUGGAAAACCCAUUUGAAUUAAGCGAGAAAGAUUUUAAAAAGCUCUACCGACUUACUCCGGAAUCGACCCAAGAACUAAUCCACCAACUUGAUGGAGACUUAAGAGGCUCAAGAAUAACUGCUUUGUCCACAGAGAAACAGGUUCUCGCAGCUCUUCGGUUUUUUGCAACUGGAUGCUACCAACGACCUGUAGGGGAGCAAUGGGGCAUAUCCAUGAGUCAGCCUUCAAUAAGUCGAUGCAUACAUCGUGUGACAAAUGCCAUCAACAAAAACUUAUAUUUUCCUAAUGUUAAAUUUCCAAUGACUCAUAUUGAACGCCAAGCUGCAAAAGCAACUUUUGCUGCGGCGCCCUCACCUUUUGUGGGAGGUACCAUAGGAGCAAUAGAUUGCUCUCAUGUAUCAAUAUUGGCUCCAAAAAUUCAUGAGGAAUCUUAUGUGAAUCACCACGGUUACCACUCACUAAAUGUCCAAAUGAUAUGUGAUCCAAAGUUGAAAAUUCUGAAUGUGAAUGCCAAAUUCCCGGGAGCUCGGCAUGAUUCGUAUAUUUGGAGUUCAUCGGCGGUCCGUAGAGUAAUGCAGAGAAGUUUCGAAAAUGGACAACACAACAUGUUUUUAAUUGGUGAUUCUGGGUACCCGUUAGAGCCAUGGCUAAUGACACCCCUUCCAAACCAACCAGCGGGUAGUCCCAAAUUUCGGUACAAUGAGGCUUUAUGCAAAUCACGUAACCCCGUUGAAAGACUUUUUGGAGUACUGAAAGGGAUGUGGAGAUGCUUAUCGCGUCAAAGAACCCUUUUGUAUGAGCCGGCAUUUGCAGGAAAGAUAGUAAACGGGUGCGCGGCGCUCCACAACAUAUAUCUUGCCCAUACAAGAGAAAACGUUGUGGAGGAGUUUUUGGAGUACGAAUUUUUAGAGUACGAAUUAGAUCAGCACGAUAAUAGCACUACGACAACCAAUUCAACAUCAGUGGCGAAGCGCAUCCAAGACCGCUUAAUUACAAAUUUCUUUACAUAAGUCUGUGGGCAAUUUUUUUUUUUUCAAAACAUCUACGUCUGAACGGCAAAAAAAAUGUGGAAAUUAAUCCCACCUUUUAUCUGUUGAUCUGAGCAGUAUAAAAUAUUCUGCACAUUUGCAAAGGAGAGCAUAUGAACAUAUAAGUGUACUGUUAACGAGAUAUAGGUUUUAUUUCUAUCCUGUAUACUAGAUAUGUCAGUAAAAUAAUGCCAGUACAUUUAUGCACAAAACGGUACUCCGGUUUCCUCCAAGUUUUAGUUAACUUUUCCCAUUAAAACGUAAUCAUUUCUAUUAUUCUUACAAAGUAAAGGUAGUAAUAAAAAUUGGCCAAUGUGAAACUUUUGAAAUAUCGUUUAAGAAUUGGCUAUGAUGGGCUAAAGAUAAAUACAAAAAUAAAUACAAAUGAAAUAUUUUUUUAUAUUAUUUUUAUUAUUAUAUUAUAAAAAAUAUAAAAAAAUAAACAUAAAAUAUUACAAAAUUA